ACUUCAAGUUUCUCUGAAAUAGCCAAAGACCAAAGACGGAAGCAGCUGGUAUGGGUCGGCUCCCUUUUUCUGUUUCAUUACCUUGGACUCCAGGAGGAUGGACUGUGCCUGGUGAUAUCAUGCAGGCUUUUCCUCAAGAAGUUCCUCACCUUUAAAUGGAGACUCCGGUGGAUAUUGCUACAGAAAGAAACCCUGAUCGGUUGUACAAAUGCAGGGCUAGAGGGCUAGUUUUGGAGUAUUGAGGAGUAAAGUGAAUGGCCAGCUGGCUCUAGUCCCUGCUCUCUCCUCCAGGGAAAAGAGAUGUAGGUACCCAAAUAGAGACUCAGUGGCUUUUAGAGCCCUAUGUGGGAAGAAAGCAAGCUGAGAGGAAGGAUAGUGGUCACUUCUGGGGUGCUUUUGGGUGAGGUGAAGGUCCCCUUGCCACAGUCCCACUACAACCUUCAGCUGUAAGAACCUGGGCAUUGAGGACCUCCUGUCUUAUCAGCAGGGCCCAACUUUUUGGCUAGGAAUAGCCCAUCCUGAGCACUGGUAGAAAAGCAUGGCAGUUACUCAUUGCCUAACUUAAUUCAGGCCUGCCGGAUUCUGGUAACUUUUGGGUGACCCUGAUGAAGACAAAGCCCGACUCCGUCUUUGUAUGGCAGAGUCCCGGCUCCCGCGGGUUGGGCAGGCAGUCUGCCUGCCUGGGACAUUUUGCCCAACUCAGAGGUCACCUUGCCUACCCACACUUCGUUGUCCUGUAUCUGAAUAGAAGGAUUCAUUCUUCCUUGAACUGUGCCCACUUUGGAGGAGCUGCUUUCAGGAGAGGGUGAGUAGAGAGGGCAUAGAAGAUUAGCAAAGUCAGUGGCAGACAAAAGCUGAGAUUACCUGCUGGGGAUAGGGGUGCUGGGGAUUUGUAACUACAUUAACAUCUGGCAGGGGCCCUCAAAUGUGGCAUGGCAAGUCACUUGAUUACAUGUAUGUUAUUUAGUUAAAUUUGUGAAAAUUAUGAGAUGCUCACCAACCCAGUGAUAAACUCCCUCCCUCCCCAUUGGUUGGCCUGGUCACAUGGCUGCCCAACUUUAUUCAGUUGACAGCAAGUAGGAGGGCCCUAUGGAAGGAGAAAAAAAGACAACACGAGAAAAAUUAGUAUUUUCUACCUUCUGAAAUUAAUGGCCAUGAGUUCGUAUAUGGUGAACUCUAAGUAUGUGGACCCCAAGUUUCCUCCGUGCGAGGAAUAUUUGCAGGGCGGCUACCUAGGCGAGCAGGGCGCCGACUACUACAGCAGCGCACAGGGCGCCGAGUUCCAGCCCCCGGGGCUCUACCCGCGUCCCGACUUCGGUGAGCAGCCCUUCGGAGGAGGCGGCCCCGGUCCCGGCUCAGCACUGCCUGCGCGGGGUCACGGACAAGAACCCAGCGGCCCUGGUGGUCACUACAGCGCCCCAGGAGAGCCGUGCCCGGCGCCUCCGCCCGCACCCCUGCCUGGCGCCCGGGCCUGCAGCCAGCCCGGCGGCCCCAAGCAGCCGGCCCCCGGGACGGCACUCAAACAGCCUGCUGUGGUCUACCCCUGGAUGAAGAAGGUGCACGUGAAUUCGGUGAACCCCAACUACACCGGCGGGGAGCCCAAGCGUUCCCGGACGGCCUACACCCGGCAGCAAGUCCUAGAACUGGAAAAGGAAUUUCAUUUUAACAGGUAUCUGACGCGGCGCCGUCGGAUUGAAAUCGCUCACACCCUGUGUCUUUCGGAGCGCCAGAUCAAGAUCUGGUUCCAGAACCGGAGGAUGAAGUGGAAAAAAGACCAUAAGCUGCCCAACACCAAAGGCAGGUCAUCAUCUUCUUCUUCUUCCUCCUCCUGCUCCUCCUCAGCCACCCCAGGCCAGCAUUUGCAGCCCAUGACCAAGGACCACCACACGGACCUGACGACUUUAUAGAAGUGGGGACUCUGGGCCCAACCCUCCCUUCGCUCCAGGCUGAGCCGAAGCUGCGGGGGCAGGCCGGGCCUGCUGUCACCUCACUGGGCUCUAAGGUACUGUGGGGUGGACCUGGGACUUGCAGGCCGCCCUCGGACUAGGUUAGCAUCCCGCCCGAGGGCAGCCCCCUCCCUAGAGUGGGGAAGGGGGUGGGAGGGAUGGGCGGGAUUCUCUCUACGUAUAUUAUAUGGCAGGAGCUACUGAGAACAUAAAACCUUGGCGAGUCAUUAAACUCAUGAAAAUCUCAGCUGUUGGAUUUUGACUUUGCAAAUGAAGGUUGGAUGCUUUAUCCCAGUAUGAAUUUGGACACCCUCCCCCACUCCACCCCUCCAGGGAGCUUUGUGGUUUAGUAAUGUGGGGGAGUUGAGGCAGAAGGUUGGCCACCCCUGUGCUAGGUGCUUUCAAUGGGAGCAGGAAAGCUGGGCCAGGAUUUCUGAACUUUCUGGGUUGUCAUACUUCCAGUGUGAUUAAAAAGAAAGUGUUUUGCUCCCAAUGGUCCCAUGCCCAAAGAAAUAGUGUAAGAAGGAAAGGAAACGGGUUAUUUUAUGUUUAGAUUAUAUUUGCUUAAAUAUUUAUUUGUUGGAAAUGGGUACAGAAAUAACUAACACCAUCAUGCCAAAAAUCUUUAGAUGGCCAAAGGGGCUGAGCUUCAGAGAGCUGGAACAGAUAUGUGUGGACUCACUCCUGGCGGAUACCUGCCUUUGGAACUCCACUCCCUCCCCAUUCCUUGGAAAGAAAUAUAGGGGACCCUUAACCCUUCUAGAAAAAGCAAAGGAUCCACUGGAAGUUGAGUUCUUGAAAAAUAUAUUUCCACAUGUGCUUGUUUUCCAGCACAGUGCUUAUAAGCAGUUCUGAGUAAUUAAAGGAAAGGGGUGGUGGUGAGGGAAACAAAUGGUUCAACAUUUUCCUUCUGGGGAAGGAAAACAAAACCUCUAUGCCCUGGGCCAUCAGAUAAUGACUGAAUUUUCUGUUCCAACUGGGUUCCAAAUAGCUCCCAAAUCCUGCAUAGCAGGAUUUCAUAGGAAUUGGUGUUAUGGCCUAUAUGGUGGAGGUUUGUGCAGUUGGGAACAGUGGGUAGGUGAGGAAGUAUUGCUUUAAGAAAGAAACUAAUUGAAUCUAGAAGUGUACAAAAGUUGGUCUUAGGGAGUUUUCCCCCUGAAGUUUUAAUUUAAGGGGAAAAAAAAAACCUUAAGGAAGUUUUUCUCAAUCCAUUAAUUAGAAGCAGAAAUUGCAAAAGUACAAAAGUUUACAGACCCUCUUCUUUGCCUUGAGAAUAGUGCUUUUAAAAAAUCAGUCUUGAACCACAGAAGAGAUGUUCUUUAGUCACUUUUUUAAAUGUCAUGUUUGGGAAGAAUUUAAAGCUCAUUUUUCUAAAAAUGUUGACCCUUAAGGAUAAGUGAGAAAGAGUCAAAGGUAAUGUUCAGAGUUCAUAUACUCAAAUGAAACAAGUUUUCAAAAGUUUGAAUCCCAAAGCCUUCAAAAACCAAAAGCCUCCAAAAAAGAAACCCCUAGUUAUAAGUGACCCAAGUGGGAAAGCAGAAAGGGUAAGCUAAAAACUUAAUAUUAAGAUCCAUAAUGAAGUUACUUUUCCCUAGUACUUUAGAAUGUUUUAGCUUUUAGUAGUAAUUCUUAAAAUACACUUAAGUGAAGAGGGAAAAAGAGGCGUGUUCUUUGGUGCUGUGUCUCCUGAGAGCUGAGGGCAGGUAUUCACUGAGGUCCCUAGGCUAAAAUUCCGCUUCUCUAAAGUGUCUUCCAAGCCUUGGUCUUUUGUAUUAGACCCUAGGGAUAGCUCUUUGUUCCUCUUUGGGGUGAGCCUGGCUCUCAGACUUGCACAUGGCAAUACUUGAAUAUCGCCACGUCGGGAUAUUAAAGAUGGAUAUUCCUGCAUUAUUCGCAUCAUUGUUUCUAUGACAAAAAGCACAGAGUUCAUACAUAGUCAAGACGUCUUUUUUUCUGAUGCCCCACGUUGAGAGGCUGAAAAGGUAUUUUACUGAAGUUCGGCUAAAUUACAGAAUCAGGUUCAUCCAGAGGACAAAUUUUCUAUUCGAUUAGCUGUAUUUCAGCCAGGAGGACUGACCUCUAAACCCUUAACCUUUUGGACUCUAACUACCCUUCUCCGCCCCCCCCCCCUCUUUAACAUAGAGAGCAGUCUUUGGAUGUAGCAUUUGAAAAGAGCCACUAUCCUUAGGCAAAUUGGGGAGUUGCUAAGAUUCUUUCCUAAAACCCUAAUCUGUGCAAACAUAGAACCUUCCCCUGUGGAGAAGUAAAAAAGUAUAUAUUUUCACAACAUCUAACUACAAAUCUAUUAUGGAGAAUUAUCAUGUAGAUCUUCCUUUCCCAAAAAGUUUUGGUCACUCACCUAACUUCAGACCAAAUGCCACACUGCUUAACUGCCUUUUCCCCUGUCUCAAAGGAAAGCCAAGAGUCAUGUUUUCCUGAAGAAAACCCCAGAUUCUUCUUAAACAUGGUCCCACUACUUUGGAAAGUAAUUUCAUCAGAGAAACAACUUCUUUGUUUAUAAGUCUCAGCUCUUCUUCUCAGCUUCCAGGGAUUGUCUUUUGAAAUGUUAAUGGAGCCUGGCUGACCCAGAGGGUAGCUCCCAACCCUGAUGUCCCACUCAGACCUCAGUAUCCAUUUGGGCCCCACAGGAGUGGGCCAGGAAAGGGGAAAGGCCCUCCAACCACCUAGGGCAGGGAAGGAAAUCAGUUUCCAUCUGGGAAUAUGCUCUGUGUGGAAAGCUCCAGAACCCUUUUGCUAUUAUUUAUUUCCAGUUUGUUCCCCCCAUAUAUGGGCCAGUAGUAUUUGGUUUUGUGGUGUUACUUUUUUAAACCUGUGUUGGGGUCAUGACAGGGGGAGGUGAAGUGUUUGCUGAGGACACUGCUCCUCAGACUCCCAUCUCACUUUGUCCAUUGCAGCCUUUGUUGUGAGAUGACAUUGUCAGUCAGCCCCAUGGAGUCUGUUCACAUGAGAUGCUUUUUUAAUAGAAUUGACCAAUGUUUUGCUGCCACUGAUUAAAGUAUUAUUUAUACUAA
This is a messenger RNA of Marmota monax (woodchuck), 4978 nucleotides long. RefSeq names its product homeobox D4 (gene Hoxd4). Gene Ontology annotation, molecular function: DNA-binding transcription factor activity, RNA polymerase II-specific; RNA polymerase II cis-regulatory region sequence-specific DNA binding. Gene Ontology annotation, biological process: embryonic skeletal system morphogenesis; anterior/posterior pattern specification; regulation of transcription by RNA polymerase II. The coding region runs from base 1149 to 1907 and encodes 252 amino acids. The transcript is spliced from 2 exons. Lineage: Eukaryota; Metazoa; Chordata; Mammalia; Rodentia; Sciuridae. Gene Ontology annotation, cellular component: nucleus. The record is from RefSeq and is a predicted model, not a curated record.